UCUACGCUCGGUACAAGCACCGAGCGGCCAUGGCGAUCGACGGAGAACCCUUGAAGACGGAGAACCCCUCAGGCUCGUCGCUGAUGAAGCGGCAGGAAAUCUGCUUCUCCGCCGACGGUACCACGACCGCCGUCUGCGGUGGCGGCAUCCCGCACUCUGCUCAGAUAGGCGUGACCAGGAUGCUGCUGGUCAUAUCCACCGUUUUCAUUCUGCUCAACCUGCCCAGCUAUGUCACACGAAUCUACGUCUUCGUUCUCAGCUGGGGAGAAGCCGACUCCCAAGACGGUCCCAGCUCGGGUUCGCUGCCGUACAUCUUGCAGCGGUACUUCAUGCUGCUCUACUACACCAACUUCGCCAUAAACUUUGUGCUCUACAACGCCAGCUCACGAAUGUUUCGGCGGACCAUGUGCAAGUACUUUUGCGGCCGGUGGACGGCUGUGUGCUAAGGAAGCUGCGGAAAACGCAUCGUCAACAAUU
Messenger RNA from Ixodes scapularis (black-legged tick), 477 nucleotides. RefSeq lists its product as uncharacterized. Gene Ontology annotation, cellular component: plasma membrane. The record is from RefSeq and is a predicted model, not a curated record. The transcript is spliced from 2 exons. The coding region runs from base 30 to 446 and encodes 138 amino acids. NCBI's taxonomy places the organism in Eukaryota, Metazoa, Arthropoda, Arachnida, Ixodida, Ixodidae. Gene Ontology annotation, biological process: G protein-coupled receptor signaling pathway. Gene Ontology annotation, molecular function: G protein-coupled receptor activity.